AUGGCAUAUGUUGCUCCCGAAUCUAGUGGUUGGAGCUGGGGAGUUGUUGACCAUCCAAAGAAAAUAGCUCUCAUCAUUCUGGAUACUUUGUUUUGACUUUUCAUAGUAUUACCACUUCCUCAAAUAAUGAUAUUGAUGUUCUCCGUAACUUGCAUUAUCGGAGCAAAUAUGCUAAAUCUUUUACGAACAGCAGUUCUUGUUCAGUAUGUUCCCAAAUUGUAUAGGUUUCUGCCUCUGUUUGCUGGCAGUCAUCACGGAUUUGAGUCGGCAUGGGCAAAUUUUUUCAUGAAUUUUUCACUUAUGUCUUGUCCGGUCAGUUAUUGGACAGGCUGGUACCUUUUCGGUUACAGGGUUAAUCAAUGUCUUCGAAAUGCCUGCGAUGGAAACCAACUUUGCGAUUAUAUAGAUUGUGGCCGUGGGAAUGUUACUGAUAAAUUUAUUUAUAAUGUUACAAAAUGGAAUACUUGGAAAGAAGAUGAAAUAUCUAAUUCUUGUUUCGGGGAAGAUGAUUUCUAUGGAAUUUAUCAGCAAGCUGUCAACCUUACCACAAUACAUAAUAUUGCCAUCAGAUACACAUAUUCGCUGUUUUGGGGAUUCCAGCAAAUCAGUACUCUUGCGGGAAAUCAAACUCCAAGCUAUUUUGUUUGGGAAGUACUUUUUACCAUGGCCAUUAUUGGACUCGGGCUCCUGCUCUUUGCUUUUCUCAUUGGAAAUAUGCAAAACUUCCUCCAGGCUCUCGUAAAGAGGAAGUUAGACAUGUCACUAAGGAGACGAGAUGUGGAGCAAUGGAUGAGCCAUAGGCGCUUGCCCGAAGACCUUAGAAAGCAAGUACGAGCAGCUGAACGAUAUAAUUGGGCUGCAACCAGAGGGGUGAAUGAAGAAAUGCUGUUUGAGAAUUUGCCCGAAAACCUUCGGAGAGACAUCAGACGUCAUCUCUUCAAAUUUGUGAAGAAAGUUCGAAUUUUCGCCCUGAUGGACGAACCGAUAUUAGAUUCGAUUUGUGAGAGGUUGAGACAAAGGACAUACAUCAAAGAAAGCAAAAUUCUAUAUCACGGUGGUCUGAUAGAAAAGAUGGUUUUUAUUGUGCGUGGGAAAAUGGUGAGCACAGGAGAAGAUGGGAUAAGAGUUCCCUUAUCCGAGGGGGAUGUUUGUGGUGAGGAACUCCUUACAUGGUGUCUUGAGCAUUCUUCUGUAAAUAGAGAUGUAAAGCAAAAAAGGAUCCCCGGGCAGCGUUUGCUCAGCAACAGGACAGUAGAAUGCUUAACAAAUGUAGAAGCAUUUUCACUCCGAGCAUCAGAUAUUGAAGAAGUUACUAGUCUUUUCGCUAGAUUCUUGCGGAAUCCUCGCGUUCAAGGAGCCAUAAGGUAUGAAUCCCCGUAUUGGCGAAGCCUUGCUGCUACACGUAUUCAGGUAGCUUGGCGAUACAGGAAGAAACGCUUGAAUCGUGCUGAUACCUCACAAUCUCAGUCCAAGCAUUCGUCCACAUCAUAG
Pistacia vera is the source of this 1491-nucleotide messenger RNA. Its product is annotated as probable cyclic nucleotide-gated ion channel 20, chloroplastic. The record is from RefSeq and is a predicted model, not a curated record. Lineage: Eukaryota; Viridiplantae; Streptophyta; Magnoliopsida; Sapindales; Anacardiaceae.